Paralichthys olivaceus (Japanese flounder) is the source of this 2700-nucleotide messenger RNA. The record is from RefSeq and is a predicted model, not a curated record. Lineage: Eukaryota; Metazoa; Chordata; Actinopteri; Pleuronectiformes; Paralichthyidae.
UGCCUGUUUAGACUGCAGCUGCUCUGUCGCUGCCCCCUGCUGGCGCCUUCAACUCUGCUCAGCUUUCCAGGACAUACCAUGUGAGGUGGACAUUGAUCUGCUUUGCUGGGGUAGUGGGGAGCUUGGUCAGACUGGAUGUGGAAGGCCAGAGGACAUCGCUCCACAGGAGGCCCACCUGAGAGAGUUCACCUCGGAUCGGCUGGGCACGGUGAAGCUGCUGGCUUGUGGAUCCAGUCAUUCCAUUGUGGUUACAGUGGACAACAAGAUAUUUGCAUGGGGAAAUGGCACCAGUGGACAGCUUGGAGACGGGGAGAGAGAAGUUAAGGACCAUCCAGUUGAGGUUAAAUUGCCACGGGAACUACAAGUAACAGGAAGUGGCACUGGUGUGAAUGUUGUCGAUGUCGUUGGUGUGGCCUGUGGAAGCAGACACUCUUUCAUAUGGACCCAAACUGGACAAGCCUACAGUUUCGGGAACAACUUUUAUGCCCAGCUAGGCUAUGACUUCCAGAGGGCCGACUUCAAAGAGCACCAGCUGGCACCUCGUUUGUUCCAGAGUCUUCCAUCAUCUCUGAAAAUAUCUCAAGUGGCCUGCGGAGAGCGACAUACUCUGUUUGCGCUGGAGGACGGAAGCGUGGCGGCAUGUGGGCAGAAUGAUUAUGGACAAGUUGGCAGCGGUCCUAAUGAAAAUGUGGUCAUCCCUCGCUUUGUGGAGUGUGUGGGCCGCGUGUCGAAGGUCACCUGUGGUGCAAACCACAAUCUUGCACUCACAGCUGACAGCAGGUUGUUCCAGUGGGGCUGUGGACGUGCAUGUGGGAACAUGCAGAAAAACAUCCUGUCGCCAGAGGAAGUGACGCUACCGAGCUCGCCAGUGAGAGCAAUUGCUGCAGGAUGUUGGCAUAGCAUGCUCCUUACAGAUGGUGGGAAUGUCUUCUCCUGGGGGAUGGGGCAAGAGGGACAGCUUGGACUCGGCGAGGACAGGAUUCACAUCUCUGCUCCUCAUCUUCUCAACUAUUCUCAGCUCGCUGGAGUCACACAGAUACGAGCAGGGGACAUCUACAGUGCAGCUGUCACAGCAGGUGGAGAGUUGCUUCUCUGGGGACAGAUCCCCAGUGUGUCCCUGGUCACUGACCAUCCAGGCCUCAGAAGACUUUGGACCCCCCAGUCUGUUUCAUUGGCAGGCAGAAAGGUGUGUGAUGUCGCCUGUGGGACCUGGCACAUGAUGACCCUCACCACACGGAGCGGGGAGAGGAACAGAGGAUGCGAUCACCCACAACGUGAAGCUCUCUUCAGAGACGUUGACAGGAAUCCCACACCGACGGAGCACGCAGAGAAAGAAAACACAGCGCAAGACUUUAAGCACAGGAUUCAGGUUCUGCAGAGACCACAAGAUCCCGAGGAAGAGGAGAAAGAUGAAGAACGCGGAAAAAAACCAAACCAUGAUGAAGGCAAUGGAGCGUUACCUGAUUCAGCAUUCGCUGGAGCCAGGUCUGCAACAGGGAUAGACAGGAGAGGAAAUGGCCGCUCAUCAAUCAAAUCCGACCAGGGGACAGAGAGGGAGGGUUGCAGAACAGAGGGGCCGCUGGAGCUGAGGAAAGAACCACGCAGAAGCAGAACAAGCAGAGAAACAGUCUUCACCACUUUGCAUCUUUUACCGAAGACAGCAGGAGAACAAUGCAGGCCAAUAGCCAGCUCCUUGCCGAGGCUGCUGACCAAACAACAAGCUCAAAGCAGAGUUUUAGCCGAGGCUCAAAAAGAGAGAUCUACACAUUUGACUGAACUGCUCCAAAAAUCUGGAAGUGAUAGCAGCAUUUUGCAGAGUCCCAAGCUGAGACUAAAACCCAGACCUCCUGGGAGAUGUUCAGGUCCUGGGGCUCAGAGAGUGGCCUCCUGUCACCACUCAACAACAAGACUACACACUGGCCUGGAGUCUCCGAUUUACAAUUCUUCUCCCUGUCUGACCCCUGGACAACAGAUUCAGACGUCCCCCUCCUUCCACCAGAGACCACAAGCCGAAGCCUCUCUUUCUCCUACUCGUUCUUCUUCUGAAGCGACCAGGUACUGUCCAACACACAGGAGAGCGGUUUCCUCCCCUGGCGCUCCUUGGAAGAAACUAUAAAAAACCAACAGACCCAGUUCUGUCCACCAGUGGAGCCGAGAAUAUUUAUUUCAUGCUUUAAUGUUUUAAACAUGUGUAUUUACCCUUUUAUGUCAGGUUAUGUGAGCUACUUGAAAUCAAAAUAUGUUUAUUGUAUAACCCCCUGGAUAAUACACAGCCCCGGCUAUGAGAGAGAGAAUGUGCACUCUAUUAUCUACUUGAUAAUGCUUUUCUAGAGGCCACAUACAAAGCUAAAUACUUUUGGCUCCAAGAUGACGGGGAAACAGCUUCAUUUGCUCCGCAUGAUUUCUCCAAAACUGACUUCAGAUCAGUAUUAAAGGGCUCCACUUUACCCCAAACUGUGAUUUGGCAAAUGUGCUCUUCUUUCAAACCAUCUCAGUCAAUGACUCUCAUGAACCUUGACCUCAUCUCAAAGCAUUAGGCUUUGGUCUUUGCAGUGAAAGCUGCGUGCAGGAGUUUCAGAGUCCUUGAACAUUUUAACAGAACUUGAGAGGGUUGAGUUGUUUUUUUCCACCAUGAAUACUAGCAAGCCACAUUGAUUUUAAUACUUACAGUAUGUUGUUUAUUAAAGACAUAACGCCCUC